This is a messenger RNA of Mesocricetus auratus (golden hamster), 2274 nucleotides long. It is a transcript of the gene Ppp1r3g, whose product is annotated as protein phosphatase 1 regulatory subunit 3G. NCBI's taxonomy places the organism in Eukaryota, Metazoa, Chordata, Mammalia, Rodentia, Cricetidae. The coding region runs from base 711 to 1754 and encodes 347 amino acids. The record is from RefSeq and is a predicted model, not a curated record. The transcript has a single exon. Gene Ontology annotation, molecular function: glycogen binding; protein phosphatase 1 binding. Gene Ontology annotation, biological process: regulation of glycogen biosynthetic process. Gene Ontology annotation, cellular component: protein phosphatase type 1 complex.
GGCCUCCGGCUGCUCUGGGCUGGCCGCUGUGUCCGCUCCCAGUGGGUCCUCUCUCUGUCCGGUAGCAAGCCCACCAGCAAGGUCACUGGUUAGGUAGGUGGAAGCUGCAGUCCAAGCCUCCAAGCUUUCCGGAGCACUAAGGGGCAACUGCAAGAAUGCAACCCAGGGAAGAAAGAAUGAAACAGAAGGGAUGCACUGGGCUAGCUUGCUAUCCUCGAUGACAUGCUUGCGUCGCGAACUUUCUAGGCUGGUGGCAGCCGGGAUGUCACCAAGGGGCGACAACACUUCUCCGGAAGACUAACUUCACUGGCUGCAAAACUUUGUCUAUGCUCUGGCUCUGAAAGUUGUGAACUGCCCCGGAGGUGGGACAGACGCAGCAGUAUUGCAGGGAGAUCAAGGCUAUCAGCUACCCUACGACCUUCAGAAAGUCUUAAUUGCCAUUCAGGACCUGGUUCCCAGGUGUUGUGGAGGACGCACCUCCCUGCCCCUGGCCCUCCCCAGGCCAGCAUCCUCCUCCCUGGCAGCCUCAGAUAAAAGCUGGAGGCUCCAGGCUGAAUCUGCUCUCUGCUCUCCAGCCAGGCGAGGCUGAGCCAGGGAGGGCGAGCCCAGCGGGCGCCGUGCCCUCGUUCUGCCGCCAGAGUAGACAAGUUUCCAGCUGAGUCUCCAGCACCGCAUUUGGGUCCGGACGAGUCCCGGGGCUGAAUGGUGUCAUGGAGCCAUCCCGGGAGCAGCUGCAAAGUUCCGAGACGUCCAGCUCCACGCCUUCCGGGGAACUCCCACACGCGGAGGGGCUGUCUGGCCCCGAGGUCCUUUGCGUGAAGGGUGGCACCACGGAGACCCCGAUCCCUGACGCUCAGCUCCAGGACAGGCCUCUGUCGCAGCAGGAAGAGGCGGCUCUCCCGGAGCAGGAGGAGUUGCAGGAAUAUCGCCGCCCUCGAGCACGCUCCUUCUCUUUGCCGGCAGACCCCAUCCUGCAGGCCGCCAAGAUCCUGCAACAGCGGCAGCUGGCGAGGCAGCCCGGCGCGGAGGGUGGUGAGCCGGGCCGGGACUGCUGCGCCAAGUGCAAGAAGCGCGUACAGUUCGCAGACUCGCUGGGGCUGAGCUUGGCCAGCGUGAAGCAUUUUAGCGACACUGAAGAACCACAGGUGCCACCUGCAGUGCUCUCCCGUCUCCGCAGCUUCCCGAUGAGCGCCGAGGACCUGAAGCAGGUCGGGGGGCUUCUGGCGGUGGCAAAGGUGCCCGCGCCCCUCUUGGCGCCACGCGCCCAGCUCCGACCCCUCUUCCAGCUCCCGGGGCUAAGCGCUGCGGAGGAGCGUCUGAGGCGGCAGCGAGUGUGUCUGGAGUGCGUGCAAUGUUCCCAGUCGCCCAGUGCCGAGGUGACAGGCUCGGGUCGGGUGAUCAGCUGCCAGGGACCCAGGACGGUGGCGGUGCGCUACACCUUCACGGAGUGGCGCACCUUUCUGGACGUGCCGGCCGAGCUGCAUCCCGAGUCACUGGAGAAGCUGCCUCCCGUGCGCUUGGGGCACUCUGGACCAGGGCCUGGGGAUUGUGAGGAGGAGCUGGUCAAGGAGCGCUUCUGCUUCUCGCUGUACCUGCCCCCAGGUCUGCAGCCCAAAGAAGGCGAGGGUACUGACACGGGUGACGUCGCGAUCCAUUUUGCUGUCUGUUACCGCUGCGAACAGGGAGAAUACUGGGAUAACAACGAGGGGGCCAACUACACCUUGCGCUAUGUGUGCUCUACAGACUCUCUCUGAGUCCUGGGAUAUGGAGAGAGGCUGACCAGCAAGCGGGGGACCUCAGCAGAGCUUGGAGCUAAAGGAGUAAAGCAUAAGCCAUAAACUCGCAGCGCAGAUCCAUGCACCAGCAAGCACAGCGGCUCUGACAAUGCUCUGACCCUUUUUCGAUCGACCUUCUAGAACUCCCAGCCUACAAUGGAAUAAGGAACACCCCAGCUCCCCAAGCAGAGGCUUUCUCCAAGAAAAGCGUUCUGGAACCCUGAACCAGAACUUGUGAUCUUGGGGGUUUGUUUCUAACUUGAGAUGUGGUCCUUACAGCUUGGUGAAAUCUGCAGGGAAAGACAGUUUCUACGUGGGAAAGGAAGACCUUCACUCGUGGAACCUUCACACCUAGGCAUGAUUCUCAGGGGGCUCCGUGGGUGGCCAUGAGCCAGUCCCUUUUAACUGGGAUCUGGAAACGUCUGCCCAGACACAACGCCAUUUUCUUCUGUGAUUGGAUACAAAUGUCCUUUUAAAAAGUAAAGGCCACGUGCACACA